Gopherus flavomarginatus (Mexican gopher tortoise) is the source of this 1853-nucleotide messenger RNA. It is a transcript of the gene CIMAP1D, whose product is annotated as outer dense fiber of sperm tails 3 like 2. The record is from RefSeq and is a predicted model, not a curated record. The annotation marks the transcript as partial. NCBI's taxonomy places the organism in Eukaryota, Metazoa, Chordata, Testudines, Testudinidae. Gene Ontology annotation, cellular component: cytoskeleton. The transcript is spliced from 4 exons.
CCGGUGGCUGUCACCAGUGCUGAUGGACUAACACUUCAGCACAGCAGGGAUCCAGCAAGUGUCUCAUGCUGGGCUCCUCUGGGAACACCCCGCUGCCAGGGCCUUUUCUCUCCUGCAUCCCUGCAGGGUGGUUUUAUCAGAGCAGACAGAAAUCCCCACCUGUUAGCAUUCGCGCUCAGGAUCAGCAGUAGUUUUGGAGCAGGGGGAGAGCAAGAGCCGCGGAAGAGAGCCCGGCCCAAUAAAGGAUUGGUUCCGUUUGUGCAUCCACGCUGUGUCUGGGAUGGCAGAGGUGGGGCGAGAAAGACAGCUGCCAUCGCUGCUCAUGAGACCGGCCCCGGGCCGGGACAGUACCGUCUGCCUCCUACUGUUGGAUUUGUCAACCACGACUACACCAAGUUAACCAGCCCAGAUUAUUCCUUUCACAGGAGACUCAACAAUGGCAUGUAUUUCAAAGAUUCAAGCCCAGGUCCCUGCUAUUACGUGGACCCGCAACUCACUCGCUUUGGCAGGAGCUGAGGCCCAUCCUAUUCCAUGCUGGCGAGAGCAAAGACCUUCGCGCAGCCACGGACCCCUGGGCCAGGCAGGUACAGUCUAGAGAAGGCCCCACCUGUCACUCAGCGCAGGCCGCCGUCUUUCACCAUGGGAUCUCUUACCAAGUACCGGUGGGUGGAUCCCGUCCCUGCCGCGAAGAGCUACACUCUCCCCUCACUGCUGGGCUCCCGGGUCCCCAGCAAACCGUCCAGCCCUAGUGUCACCAUCUCAGGACGGAACAAACACGGUGACUUUUCUGAGGACUUGUCCCAAAAGCCCGGCCCUGGCCAUUACAACGGGACAGAUCCCAACACCUACUUGCACCGGGCGCCUGCCUUCUCCAUUUGGGGGCGACGCAGUGCGCCCUGGGCUGCCUUCCGGACACCGGGGCCUGGAACGCACAGCCCUGAAAAGGUGACCGCUCACAAGACAAGAGCUCCAGCCUACUCCCUGGGUGUCCGGCACUCCGAAUUUGUCACUCCUCUCAUCGUGGAUGUUUCCCAGUGACAGAGCAGUGGGGCGGCAGUUCCCUGGCGUCAGGUCACUGGCCUUGAUUUACCUUCCCUGCCUUGAUCUACUGGAUCGCCAGUGACUCAGACUGGAAGCUCUUUGCUUUGCCCCCAGCCCAUUCAUGCCACGCAGUCCUGGGAAAGCUUCCAAGCAGCAGAUGCGCAAGCACUUGAGACAUUUAAAACAGGGCCAGUCCAAACCUCUGCAGCAGGAGGAGUCUUCCUAGGGUUGCCAACCUUCCAGGAUUGGCCUGGAAUCUCCAGGGAUUAAAGAUUAAUCUUGAAUUAAUGAUUAUGUCCUCAUGUGAUGAAAUCUCCAGGAAUACAUCCAAUCAAGCUUGGCAAUCCUAAGUUUUCCACCUCUGGCCUCUGUGACGCUUUGAUUCCCUAACAGCCUCCACAAACUGGGUUCUGAUCUUCCCACUUGGAGACCCAAAGUUUCUCUAAUAAACAGCAGCAAAGAGUCCGGUGGCACCUUAUAGACUAAUGGAUGUUUUGGAGCAUGAGCUUUCGUGGGUGAAUACCCACUUCGUCGGAUACAUCCACAGGACUCUUCGUUGCUUUGACAGAUCCAGACUAACACGGCUACCCCUCUGAUAUCUAAUAAACAGGUCAACAAAGAAGAACGUCAAAGACCGUGUUUGUAUGCAGCGUGGACCUGACGCAGAGCUCUGGGUGGCCCGCAAGCGUGUCUCUCUCACCAACAGAAGCUGGUCCAAUAAACGAUAGCACCUCCCACACCUUGUCUCUCUAAAGAUAUUUUCAGGGGAGAGGGAGAGGGGGAAAGGAAAGAGGUGCCGCUUUCUAGCCCCC